Messenger RNA from Exophiala dermatitidis NIH/UT8656, 1611 nucleotides. Its product is annotated as T-complex protein 1 subunit delta. The record is from RefSeq and is a predicted model, not a curated record. Bases 1 to 1611 code for a protein of 536 amino acids. The transcript has 2 exons. Gene Ontology annotation, cellular component: chaperonin-containing T-complex. Gene Ontology annotation, biological process: protein folding. Lineage: Eukaryota; Fungi; Ascomycota; Eurotiomycetes; Chaetothyriales; Herpotrichiellaceae. Gene Ontology annotation, molecular function: ATP-dependent protein folding chaperone; ATP binding; ATP hydrolysis activity.
AUGGCUGCUACCUUGGGAAUCCAAGGCAACGUGGGAAAUGCGGCCUUCAAAGAUAAAGAGAAGCCCAUGGCAGUGCGCACAGCGAAUAUUCUUGCCGCACGAGCCGUUGCAGAUGCCAUUCGAACUUCGCUCGGCCCUCGAGGAAUGGACAAAAUGAUACAGACCGGCAAAGGAGAGAAUCUUAUCACAAACGACGGCAACACUAUGCUGAAAAGUAUGAGCGUCAUGCAUCCGGCCGCGAAGAUGCUGGUCGAUCUCAGCGCGGCGCAAGAUGUCGAGGCUGGAGACGGAACGACGUCUGUCGUCGUCAUCUGCGGUAGUCUGCUGGGAGCGGCAGACCGAUUGCUUGCAAAAGGCAUCCACCCUACCAUCAUCUCCGAAUCCUUCCAAAGAGCCGCUGCCGCUGCAGUCAAGAUUCUACACGGCAUGUCGCAGCCCAUCUCGUUAACAGACCGGACGACCCUUCUACAAGCGGCUUCCACAUCCCUCUCUUCGAAGAUUGUGUCGCAACAUUCCGGAUUACUUGGGCCCAUGGCGGUCGAUGCUGUCCUCAAGACUAUUGAUCCGAAAACCGCCGACAAUGUCGAUUUACGGAACAUUCGGAUCGUCAAGAAAGUUGGUGGCACGAUUGAGGACUCGGAAAUGAUUGAUGGUGUGGUUCUCAACCAGCCCGUUAUUAAGAGCAGUGGUGGUCCAACAAGGAUAGAGAAAGCACGAAUUGCGCUGAUACAGUUCCAAUUGAGUCCGCCCAAGCCCGACAUGGAGAAUCAGAUUGUGGUCAACGAUUACAGACAGAUGGACAAGAUCCUCAAAGAGGAGAGAACCUAUCUCCUGAACAUGGUGAAGAAGAUUCAAAAAGCCAAGUGUAAUGUGCUUCUCAUUCAGAAGUCCAUCCUGAGAGACGCGGUUAACGACCUGUCACUACACUUCUUGUCCAGACUCAAGAUUAUGGCGAUCAAAGACAUUGAGAGAGAUGAAGUGGAGUUCUUGUGCAAGAGCACGGGCUGCAAACCGAUUGCGAAUAUUGACACUUUCACCGAAGACAAGCUCGGCAGUGCAGAUCUCGUCGAAGAAGUUAAUGCCUCGGGCGCAAGAUACGUCAAAAUUACUGGUAUUCGCACAGCAUCGCCACAAAGCCAGACGGUGUCGAUCGUCGCUCGAGGUGCCAAUUCACUCAUCCUGGAUGAGGCCGAGCGCUCAAUCCACGACGCUCUUUGCGUGAUCCGAUGUUUGGUGAAGAAGAAGGCCCUCAUUGCAGGCGGUGGAGCCCCUGAAAUUGAGGUUGCGUACCAGCUGGCCAAACAGGCCCGAGAAUUGACUGGCACCGAAGCCAUAUGCUGGAAAGCCUUUGCGGACGCCAUGGAGGUGAUUCCCACCACGCUGGCGGAGAAUGCUGGUCUCAACAGCAUCAAGGUGGUAACUGACCUUCGGCAUCGGCAUGAUAUGGGGGAGAAAAAUGCCGGUGUCAGUAUUCGAAGCGGAGGUGUCAAGGCCAACAUUGCGGAGGAGAAGGUCUUACAACCUCUGCUUGUGAGCACGAGUGCGAUCGAGCUUGCCGCCGAGACAGUCAAGAUGAUUUUGCGUAUCGAUGAUAUUGCCUUGUCACGGUAA